Camelina sativa (false flax) is the source of this 1339-nucleotide messenger RNA. Lineage: Eukaryota; Viridiplantae; Streptophyta; Magnoliopsida; Brassicales; Brassicaceae. The record is from RefSeq and is a predicted model, not a curated record.
UGCUGUCCUGUCUCUUGAAUUGUUCAUAGAGGAAGAACUCAAUGCAAUUUACAUUUUGGACGUUUUCGGGAGGGAAAUUAAAUGAGCUCUUUUCCUUUUUUUUAUUCAUUAGUUUUUUUUUUCCGCUAAAAUACAAAAGAGAGGUUUUUAAUUUCUCAUAUCUCCGAUUUUAGUGAAGUCUCUCUUUCGGCCGCUUCAAUUUUAAUAAAGUCAUCAACUUUUUUUUGUGAUUCAGAUUAAAUCUUUGAUGGGGUUUGCUAGAUUUUUUGUUUUCUUCAGCAAAAACCGAUUAGGAUUAACAAUAUCUCGAUGCGGUUGUUCAUGUUGAGCAGUGUGUGCGACGCCGCCUCCUCCUUCAGUUUCAGAGUAGGAAGCAAAAGGGUUUUGAAUUUCUCAAUUCUUAUGUUGAGAGCAGUGUGAAGCAAUCGGCGAGAAAAUAAGAAACAAAACGAGACAGAGGAAGGUUUUUUUUUGUCUUUGGCAUCUAUGUUUGGGGGUGUCUUGUCUGUGCCUGUGAAUAAUCCUCACUUGCGCAAAUCUGCUAGUAGACACAUCGUCACUAAUCUUGGAGAUAAUGACUUGAAGAAUGCAAGUUUGUUUCUAAGUGCAUUUGCGAAACUCCGAACUCCUGUCUUCCUUCAAAGUCUCAAAGUUGCUCUGUAUAUUGGUGGUCUUUAUGUUUGUGGAAAGAUUGGAUGGGAAUCUGUAAUGAAAAUGGGAAUAGAAUCGCGAGAACUCUUCUUCUAUGAGACAUUUCUGUAUUAUAACCCUCUCCUUCUCAUUACACUGAUGGUCUGGCUCUGGGGUGUUAAUUUGUGGGUCUUUUCUCGUUCUGGAGUCGAUUAUGCAGCAAUCUUUUUCCUAGGACCAGAUCAUCUUAGUCACAGAGAGAUAUGGAAGUGUGCCAGGUGGAUGACAAUAGCUACAUUGACUAGCAUGACUGCAUAUCUGUAUCUAUACUCACACGGAGACGUAAAGUUGGCUGCAUCUCAACCAGUGUAGUUUUGUAUUUCUCAGCUGUGAUCAUUUUGAUAAUCCCUUUCGAUAUCUUCUACAUGUCGUCUCGCUACUACUUGCUUUGGACAUUUUCGCGAAUACUCUUCCCGGUGCAGGCAGUGACUUUCUCGGACUUCUUCCUAGCUGAUAUCUUGACUUCUCUGUCAAAGGUUUUAUCGGACUUAGAACGUUCAGUAUGUCGCAUGGUCCAUCGACAGGUUGCUACUAUUGCAUGGUUUGAAGCCGAUUCGGUUUGUGGGAGUCAUUCCACUGCAAUUCCCUUGGUUCUCGUUCUACCUUAUCUUUUCCGGCUGUUCCAAUGCAUUCGUCAGUACAGAGAUAG